This is a messenger RNA of Paramuricea clavata, 768 nucleotides long. The record is from the annotation of a GenBank genome assembly. Lineage: Eukaryota; Metazoa; Cnidaria; Anthozoa; Malacalcyonacea; Plexauridae.
AUGGUCGAUCAGGCUGAACAACAACCACAAUUUCAUGUGAAUACACAGUCAGUGUCAAUUCAACCUUUACCCGAAUUUUCACCAGACGCGGAAAUUGGUUCAAGUUUGGCUGCCAAAUGGAAACUUUGGAUAGAAGAUUUCGAAAUGUUUAUAUUGGCUAGUGGCAUAACCGAUCCGAAGCGAAAACGUGCUUUACUCCUUUACCAAGCAGGACAACGCGUUCGAGAAAUAUUUCGCCAGCAGCAAGAUACAGGAACUGAGUCAGACUAUGAUACGGCAAAAACAAAACUGCAAGAAUACUUCGAGCCUGAGCAAAAUCGGCGCUAUGCGGUAUAUCAAUUCCGCCAGGCGAAACAAGAACCACAAGAAACUCUUGACCAAUUUCACACGAGACUCAGAUCGCUAGCUCAAACAUGUGCAUUUCAUGAUGUCGAUUUUGAGAUCGAACAGCAGAUCAUCACAGCCGGAACAUCGUCACGCAUUCGCAAACGUGCACUGAGGGAUCCUACUUGUGACUUAAAGUCUAUACUUUUGGAUGGGCGUCGAGCGGAACAAAGUGAGUAUCAAGCCCGUGACAUAGAGUCGAAGGAACAGAGUACAGAUGGCCUUCACAAAGUUCACACAACGCCAAAGCGUACAACGUGUCGAAACUGUGGCGGAAUUUACCCUCAUGAAGGACAAUGUCCGGCGAAAGGAAAGCAGUGUCGCAAAUGUGGUAAGUGCAAUCACUUUGCUCGUGGACAGUCAAAAUUUAACAGUCAAAAUUAA